AUGUCAGGGCGCCUGUGCCAGGCCUCACACCGAGAGGACCACAGCCGCUGCAUCUGCCCCAGGACCUCGAUCAGGAGCUCGUUCUGGAGGUCAUUAGACAAUCAUGUUGUUACGAAGUCAGAGGAGAGACCUCACCACAGAUGCAAGAAAAGAAGCUCCUGCAGCAGCCUCCCUCCCCCUCCCCCUCCGCUGCAGCCGGGAGAUUGUGUGGUCGCGGCCGCACCCGACCCGGGGCCACUGCAGGCGUUUGAGCAUCUCUGCGCAGGGGUCGGAGAGAGAGAGGUGGAGCCGCGGGGAGGGCAGGCGACGGGACCGGGCAGACGUGAGCUGGUGCCCCGGGAGAAGCGGUGCGUCUGCGGGUGUGAGCAGGAGGGAGCAGUUCCUCCGGGGCAAACGGGGAGGGAGGGGGUGAGGAGGGGGGAGGAGGGGGGGGGGGGGGGGGGGGUGAGGAGGGGGGGGGGGGGGCUGAGGAGGUGA
Molecule: messenger RNA, 477 nt
Organism: Knipowitschia caucasica
Lineage: Eukaryota; Metazoa; Chordata; Actinopteri; Gobiiformes; Gobiidae
Source: the annotation of a GenBank genome assembly